Molecule: messenger RNA, 1430 nt
Organism: Pyricularia grisea
Lineage: Eukaryota; Fungi; Ascomycota; Sordariomycetes; Magnaporthales; Pyriculariaceae
Exons: 5
Coding region: 20-751 (243 amino acids)
Molecular function (GO): peroxidase activity
Source: RefSeq, a predicted model, not a curated record
UAGUACUCUAAUCACCAAAAUGCUGUUCCCUACCCUUGUUACUGCUUUACUGCCUAUCCAUGUCCUUGGAUUGGUAGUCCCAAGAAAUGACCACCCCUGGCAAGCACCCGGGCCAAAUGAUCGCCGCAGCCCCUGCCCAUUUCUCAACACGGCAUCCAACCACGGCUUCCUCCCCCGCGACGGCUUCAACGUUUCGCAUCAGCAAAUCUUUGACGGUUUCAAGGAUGCCCUAAACUUUGAGUCGUCAGCCCUGCUCGCGGCCGUCACCCUGGCGCAGACGACAUCGACGACGGGGCACCCAAGCACAUUCCACAUGGAUGACCUCAACGCACACAACCUCUUUGAACACGACGCCAGCCUAAGCCGCAACGAUUCCUACUUUGGCCCCGCCAUCAAGCUCGAGAUGACCAUCUGGGAGCAGACUCUCACCCAUUUCCCAGACCCCUACAUCUCUCUUUCGCAGGCCAAGGCGGCAUUGGAAGCCCGCAUCGCCGAGUCCAAGGCCACCAACCCGGAGCACGUCUUUGGCGCGCUGGCACAGGCCGUCGUGGACAUUGAGACGGCGGUAUAUACGUUCGGCACCGGCGGGGGUGUUAAUGGCGGUGCGAACAGGGAGUGGUUGAAGGUUAUUUUUCAGGAGGAGCGGUUCCCGUACGAGCUUGGUUUCCAUAGAUUCGAGCAGGUGUCCACGGGAGAGAUGGUAGAUCAGUUCAUUGCGAACCUCAAGGCUGCGCCGCCGGUACAGCAGUAAAUCCUCUGGAGACGUGACCAGGUAAAGGUCGCUUUUUAAUUAAAAAAAAAAACAUAGAACGACAAUAGUAUACUGAAACAAUUAUACGUAUGCAUGUAGUACAAGUCAUCAACAUCGUCAGGUUUUAUCCACAUCACCAUUAUCCCUCCCAACACCUAGUCAAUCCUCUUCCACCACAACUUCCCUUCAUUACCACCAUCCCUCCUCGACGUAAUAAGCAGCAGGGAUCCGUUCUCGUACGUAGUAAAGUUGCGCUCCUGCCUCCUUCCAACCCAAGACGGCACGUGUGCGACGGUGAGGGGACCGUGAAAGACGCCACCCGAAGUGGCAGUCAGAGGCACGGCUUCGUUGAUGGAAAAAGGUCCAGCGUAGCAGAGAGCGUGCUUGGCGACGUUGGCCCAGUCCGCGUCCGACUGGCCUUCCGCGGGAGGGAAGGUCAGGCUUUGUGGCCGGUCCUCGGGGUCUGUUGAUGUGAUGGUUGCCGACAUGAAGCCGGAAGCUGUGUAGAUGAGUUGACCCGAGGGGUUGGAGCCGUAUGCCUCGUCAGGGACGGGGACACCGUUUAGGGUGGUGCUCGUGUUCAGGAGCAUGUAGGUGCCCGCAAGCGCCUGCAUAAUACUUUCAGCCCUCAUCUUGACGUUUGUUGUACCGGAAUGUUAUUCUAUACGGUGAAUUAUAU